Zerene cesonia (dogface butterfly) is the source of this 2839-nucleotide messenger RNA. It is a transcript of the gene Kat60, whose product is annotated as katanin p60 ATPase-containing subunit A-like 1. The transcript has 10 exons. Gene Ontology annotation, biological process: microtubule severing. The record is from RefSeq and is a predicted model, not a curated record. Gene Ontology annotation, cellular component: microtubule cytoskeleton. Gene Ontology annotation, molecular function: ATP binding; microtubule binding; microtubule severing ATPase activity. Lineage: Eukaryota; Metazoa; Arthropoda; Insecta; Lepidoptera; Pieridae. Bases 259 to 1881 code for a protein of 540 amino acids.
UUGUCAUUUCUGCAGUCGUCGAACAAAAUUGAUAAAGUUUGUUUUGUCUCUUGAAGAACGGAUAAAUUUUUAAAUUCCCGUUGCCAUGAGAUAAGAAUUUCCUGAAAAUUUCUGCAGUUUUCUAUGAGAAAUUUGUUGUUAAAUAAUAAUGUGACGAUACCGGUGUAAAAUAUGAAAAGUUCUUGUGAAUCGUUUGCCACACGCGAUUCAGUCUUUCUCCGUGUGGAAAAGUAAAAUUUUUGUGGAAGAACAAGUUAUAUGUACGCAGCGGGAAUGACAAUAAUGGCAGUUUCUGUUGGGGAAAUUUGCGAGAACACGAAGCUGGCUCGAGAAAUGGCUCUUAUGGGAAACUACGAAUCGGCUCUUGUGUAUUAUGAAGGAACAGUUCAGAUGAUCCACAGACUUCUCAUUACGAUAGCUGACCCUACUCGAAAGUCAAAGUGGCAAUUGGUACAGAGACAAAUGGCGCGAGAGUAUGAGCAACUGAAGGCGACGGUGGCGACGCUGCAGAUGUUCCAGCACGAGGGAGAGAAAGCCAUCACACCGCUUAGUGGAAACCUAGAGGACCUGCCGACACGUGAUCAAAUAUGGGCGCCCGCGCCGCACGAGCUCGACCCGGACAUAUGGCCGCCGCCGCCAGACCGAGAUCCCAACGCGUGGCCACCGCCCACUAGUGUCGAGCAUAAAGGUCCACCAGCAAUGAAGUCAGCCCGUAACAACCCACGCAACAACCGCACGGCGGACGCCAAGAAACCAGCGCCGAGGAACGCGACCACGUCGCAGAGGAAGACGUCGGACGUACGGAACCCCAAGUUAAACACUAAUAAGGCACAUAGCGCGAAAACGAAAGAGACAAACAACAAGGAGCACAGCAACAAGGACAAGCAGGACAGGGACAACAACAACGGCGACACGGACGACGAGAAGCACGGCAAGGAGGACGAGAGGCGGUUCGAGCCGCCCUCCGCCGCCGACGGCGACCUGGUGGACAUGUUGGAGAGGGACAUAGUACAAAAGAACCCGAACAUACGAUGGGACGACAUCGCCGACCUGUCGGAGGCCAAGCGGCUCUUGGAGGAGGCGGUCGUGUUGCCCAUGUGGAUGCCGGACUUCUUCAAGGGUAUACGCCGGCCCUGGAAGGGGGUGCUGAUGGUCGGUCCGCCCGGGACGGGGAAGACCAUGUUGGCGAAAGCCGUGGCCACGGAGUGCGGGACGACGUUUUUCAACGUGUCAUCAUCCACACUCACCUCGAAGUACAGGGGCGAGUCGGAGAAACUUGUGCGGCUGCUCUUUGAAAUGGCGAGGUUCUACGCGCCGUCGACGAUAUUCAUCGACGAGAUCGACUCGCUGUGCUCGCGGCGCGGCUCCGACAGCGAGCACGAGGCGUCGCGCCGCGUCAAGUCCGAGCUGCUCGUGCAGAUGGACGGCCUCGGCUCCGCCACCGACGAGCCCGCCAAGGUGGUAAUGGUGCUAGCGGCCACAAACUUCCCAUGGGACAUAGACGAGGCACUCCGGAGGCGACUGGAGAAGAGGAUAUACAUUCCCCUCCCAACACAAGAGGGCAGGGAGGCCCUGCUGGGCAUUAACCUACGGGAGGUCAAAGUGGACCCUGAACUGGACCUGCGGGCUAUAGCGAAGAAGUUGGAUGGGUAUUCUGGAGCGGAUAUCACAAAUGUCUGCAGGGACGCAUCUAUGAUGUCGAUGCGUAGAAAGAUCGCCGGCCUCAAGCCGGAGCAGAUCAAACAGCUUGCCAAGGAGGAGCUCGACCUACCCGUCACAAGACAAGACUUCGUCGAGGCCAUCGCCAAGUGCAACAAGUCCGUGUCGAAGGGCGACAUCCAGAAAUACCUCACGUGGAUGGACGAGUUCGGCUCCUCCUGAUUGACGUAGAACAAUUAUCAUCUGUGGACAAUUGUCACUUCUACCAUAGAGAAAUGAAAUGGCGCCAAAUUUAACCUGACAUAAAAUUAAAACUGAAAAUAUCGGAGGGAAAUUUCAUGUUUUGAUGAGAAAUGUGGAUUAAUUUACACUAAAUAUCAAAUGACAAUGAUUUAAAUUAAGAAUACGCGCCAUUAUUUAACCGAUAUUUUGGUGCCAUUUCGUAUUACUAUUGUUCUCUAUGCGCCUAGAAGUAUUUCCCAACAGACGGUGUCAGACACGAUUGAAAGUUCAAGUAUUUAAAAAUUGCCUUAUAGGAUAAGUCGCGAAACAGACUGUUUCAGUAUUAAACAAUUGUACAGUGGCAUAGGGAAAUAAAUGCAUCUGUUAAAAUUAUAGUGUAUGAUACAUUCCAAUUGGGACAUUAUUGACUCAACUACACAAAAAUAAUAAUAUUGUGAGCUUAAAUAUGUGUCGUUUUAACCGUCUCAUCGAAACCAUGCCAUUUAUUUAUUUAAAUUUUUUUCAUGUAUCAGUUUACAUAUUAACGUAUAAGAAAAUCACCAAUGCAUUUAUGUUAUUAUAUUGCCGAUUUCAAAUUCAGGUGUAAUAUAAAGUAACGAAACGACAUAUCCCCCAACAUGAAUUAGAUUUUGUACCACACAAGCACAAAAUACAAUAGAUUACAAUCACGUAAGUUAGAGCCCUUUGAAAUCCUGAGAUCUGUCGUCACCUUUCUUCUUGUAUUUAAUCAUCGUGAUCUUCGUACUUAAUGUAGCGUAUAAUGAGAUUCAUAAUUUAGUAUAAUUUUAUGCCAUAACUAAUUUAUAAUUGUAUGUUUAUAGAUAUUUUUUAUAAUUUUUUCAAGUAUGUUUAUAUGAAUGAGAGAAAUAUUUUGGCAUGUAUGCUCGCUCAAUUUCAAUUAAAAUUAUGUAUGUUAUUAUAAUAUUUUAGAUAAAUC